GACAGCCACGCGCGCCUCGCCGCGAGGAUCAGGGCCGAGGGUCUGGUUCGGGGGGAGGCAGAGACUCCGCCCCACCCGGAGGAACUGUGCGCUCCUGCUCUCCCCUCGCGCGAGAGGAUCAAUCUCAGGCUAAGAAAUGGCAUUUCAAAAGGCAGUGAAAGGGACUAUUCUUGUUGGAGGUGGUGCUCUAGCAAGUGUCCUAGGCCUCUCUCAAUUUGCUCAUUACAGAAGGAAGCAAGUGAGCUUGGCCUAUGUCGAAGCAGCCGAGUACGUCACAGAACCUGUUAACAGGGAGCCUCCUUCCAGAGAAGCUCAGCUACUGACCUUGCAAAACAUGUCUGAAUUCGACAUCCUUGUCAUUGGAGGAGGAGCAACAGGGUGCGGCUGCGCACUGGAUGCCGUCACCAGAGGACUAAAAACAGCCCUUGUAGAAAGAGAUGAUUUCUCAUCAGGGACCAGCAGCAGAAGCACUAAAUUGAUCCAUGGUGGUGUGAGAUAUCUUCAGAAGGCUAUCAUGAAGUUGGAUAUUGAGCAGUAUAGGAUGGUAAAAGAAGCCCUUCACGAGCGUGCCAACCUACUAGAAAUUGCUCCCCAUUUAUCAGCUCCAUUGCCUAUAAUGCUUCCAAUUUACAAGUGGUGGCAGCUACCUUACUACUGGGUAGGAAUCAAGCUAUAUGAUCUGGUUGCAGGAAGUAAUUGCCUGAAGAGCAGUUAUGUCCUCAGCAAAUCGAGAGCCCUUGAACAUUUCCCAAUGCUCCAGAAGGACAAACUGGUAGGAGCAAUUGUCUACUAUGACGGACAACACAACGACGCUCGGAUGAACCUUGCCAUUGCCCUCACUGCUGCCAGGUAUGGGGCUGCCACAGCCAAUUACAUGGAGGUUGUGAGCUUGCUCAAGAAGACAGACCCCCACACGGGGAAGGAGCGAGUGAGCGGCGCACGGUGCAAGGACGUGCUCACAGGGCAGGAAUUUGAUGUGAGAGCCAAAUGUGUUAUCAAUGCUACGGGACCUUUCACAGACUCCGUGCGCAAAAUGGAUGAUAAGAACGCCACGGCGAUCUGCCAGCCGAGCGCGGGUGUCCACAUCGUGAUGCCUGGUUAUUACAGCCCCGAGAGCAUGGGACUUCUUGAUCCAGCAACCAGUGAUGGGCGAGUUAUCUUCUUCUUACCCUGGCAAAAGAUGACUAUAGCUGGCACUACUGACACGCCAACUGAUGUCACACACCAUCCCAUUCCUUCGGAAGAAGAUAUCAAUUUCAUUUUGAAUGAGGUGCGGAACUACCUGAGUUGUGAUGUUGAAGUGAGAAGAGGGGACGUCCUGGCAGCGUGGAGUGGUAUCCGUCCCCUUGUGACAGAUCCCAAGUCUGCAGAUACUCAGUCCAUUUCCCGAAAUCAUGUCGUGGACAUCAGUGAGAGUGGCCUCAUCACUAUAGCAGGUGGAAAGUGGACAACGUAUCGAUCUAUGGCAGAAGAUACCAUAAAUGCUGCUAUCAAAGCUCACAAUUUUAAAGCAGGACCAAGCAGAACAGUUGGGCUUUUCCUUCAAGGGGGCAAAGAUUGGAGCCCCACACUGUACAUUAGGCUUGUCCAGGAUUAUGGGCUUGAAAGUGAGGUGGCACAGCAUCUCGCCGCUACCUAUGGUGACAAGGCUUUUGAGGUGGCCAAGAUGGCAAGCGUAACUGGAAAAAGGUGGCCCAUCGUUGGCGUGCGUCUUGUGUCAGAAUUUCCAUACAUUGAAGCAGAGGUGAAAUAUGGGAUUAAGGAGUAUGCCUGUACAGCAGUGGAUAUGAUUUCACGGCGGACUCGCCUGGCCUUCUUAAAUGUCCAGGCGGCAGAGGAAGCCCUCCCCAGGAUCGUUGAACUGAUGGGCAGAGAACUGAAUUGGGAUGAUUACAAAAAAGAGGAGGAACUUGAAACAGCCAGGAAGUUUCUGUAUUAUGAAAUGGGCUAUAAAUCUCGAUCAGAACAGUUGACAGAUCGCUCUGAAAUUAGCCUCCUGCCUUCCGACAUCGACAGGUACAAGAAGAGAUUUCAUAAGUUUGAUGCAGACCAAAAGGGCUUUAUUACCAUUGUUGAUGUUCAGCGUGUAUUAGAGAGUAUCAACGUCCAAAUGGAUGAAAAUACACUACAUGAAAUUCUGAAUGAAGUAGACUUGAACAAAAAUGGACAGGUGGAACUCAAUGAGUUUUUGCAGCUGAUGAGUGCUAUUCAGAAAGGAAGGGUGUCCGGAAGCCGGCUCGCGAUCCUGAUGAAAACUGCAGAAGAGAACCUCGACAGAAGAGUCCCCAUUCCAGUGGACCGAAGCUGUGGAGGAUUUUAGAUCAAGAUAGCGAGAACUUGUGCCCUCCCUGAACCCUGAACCCAUUACAGUAGGGACCGGCUUAAUAGGCUGGCUGGCCUGUGCAGAACUGUGUGUGUACAACAGGCUGGUUUGUGCACGCUUUGCUCGGAGUAAGUUCCUUUAAGGACAAAGAAAAGCACACUUUGCUUCCUUUGAGUGUCUCUGCUUUUGCUGAAAAUCUGCUAAUUCUAAAACAUACGCUCCUUCACCAAUCCCAGAGACUCGUCUUGGAAGUGAGCUGGUUCCAAGUCUUUACUGUGAAUAAAGCACCCCCGCAUUUUUGUGUGAGUUCUUAAUUAAACCUGUACAGCUUCUGUACCUGAUUUUAGAAAAGGGGAAAGGAAAUGGAGGGAUUAGCCCCUUCAAAACCUAUUCUAAGGACAAGGGAAUUUUUCUUUUCUUUUUGUAUGUAUGGGAUACUAGGUGAUUCUGUGGGGGUGGGGUGGGGGGUGCAGAGAUUGUCUUUAUCAUCAAGUGAUUUGUUUCAAGAGCCUUUAAGGGGAUUCAGGUGAAGGAACCCCCAUCUGUGGGGAAGAGAUGGAUUCUCCUUUAAAUAGCCCCAUACCACAGUCCUAACGAUAGUGACCAUGCUGGAUUAUUUGUUAAGCCAAGGCUGUCUGCCUCAUAGCCCUCACGCUGUUUGCAAGAUUCUUGCUUUCAAUCAAUUUAUACCAAGUGCAACUUUAGGAUUUCUACUAUUAAAUGCAUGCUCCCUAUUCUGCUUUAGUUUCUAGCUUCGUUUUGUCUUUUCCAAAAUAUGUGGCUUUGUGUCUUGUACAACAACACAAAUUUCAUUGUGACUUUGACUAAACAUACUGUAAGGAUGAUCACCGAUCUUACUUCCUUUUUUAUGUAUUGGUAAAGAUUUUUUGGCCUAUGAAUGUAAUAACAUUAAAGUCAGUGACGCUCUAACUUGCACUGUUUUGCAUUAUGUCCACCGUUUUCAGGGAAUAAAAAAGCCCUACUGUGUUUUUAAAGACUCAAGUACAAGCCGGUGCUGGAGUGGAUACGCGCACUGCAUGCCUUUAAAUGUGGCCCUUUCGUGUAUGUGUUGGGUUAUUGUUCUAGAUGGGACUGUUAAAUACUGUGUUUGAGGCUGGGUUGUCAUUUUUAUAACUGUCUUGGUGUUUUAUCGCCAUUAUUUAUUACUUUUGAUAUACAGAAUGAGCUGCAUGCAUUUAUAGAGCAAUAAGAAGAUGUAUUUAAUGUGCCUUGUUUUUAACUGAAUAAGAACUGAAAGUACGAAUCAAUAAAACUGAUUAAAAUGG
This is a messenger RNA of Lontra canadensis (Northern American river otter), 3609 nucleotides long. RefSeq names its product glycerol-3-phosphate dehydrogenase 2 (gene GPD2). NCBI's taxonomy places the organism in Eukaryota, Metazoa, Chordata, Mammalia, Carnivora, Mustelidae. Gene Ontology annotation, molecular function: calcium ion binding; glycerol-3-phosphate dehydrogenase (quinone) activity. The coding region runs from base 137 to 2320 and encodes 727 amino acids. The transcript is spliced from 18 exons. Gene Ontology annotation, cellular component: glycerol-3-phosphate dehydrogenase (FAD) complex; mitochondrion. The record is from RefSeq and is a predicted model, not a curated record. Gene Ontology annotation, biological process: glycerol-3-phosphate metabolic process.